AGGCCUGAGUAAGGGUUACACAUUUGGGCCAACAUUCCGGGCAGAGAACUCUCGUUCUCGAAUACAUUUAGCUGAAUUCUACGUGGUAAAAUCAGAAACAGCUUUUAUUGAAUCACUAGAGGAACUCAUGAAAGUGAUGGAAAAUUUGAUAAAAGAUGUUACGAGCAAAGUACUGGGAAAGUGUACUGACGACGUUCAAACACUGUGUUCAGCAGCUGGAAAUGAAGACUCAUUAUUAUCUGUUCUUGAGAAACCUUUUGAAGUCAUGACACAUGAAGAGGCAGUUGACAUCAUAGAUGGGAAUUCAGGAAAUUUUGUUUCACUGGUAGAGAGGGGGCAAGGGUUUGGGAAAGAACAUGAACUUUAUCCUGUGAAACAUGCUGGUGGUUGCUCUGUAUUUGUAGUAGACUGGCCUCAUGACAUCAAGCCGUUCUAUAUGAAAUAG
Messenger RNA from Cryptotermes secundus, 445 nucleotides. Its product is annotated as probable asparagine--tRNA ligase, mitochondrial. The annotation marks the transcript as partial. NCBI's taxonomy places the organism in Eukaryota, Metazoa, Arthropoda, Insecta, Blattodea, Kalotermitidae. The transcript has a single exon. The record is from RefSeq and is a predicted model, not a curated record. Gene Ontology annotation, cellular component: mitochondrion. Gene Ontology annotation, biological process: asparaginyl-tRNA aminoacylation. Gene Ontology annotation, molecular function: ATP binding; asparagine-tRNA ligase activity.